Ostrinia nubilalis (European corn borer) is the source of this 6598-nucleotide messenger RNA. RefSeq lists its product as uncharacterized. The coding region runs from base 1 to 2472 and encodes 823 amino acids. NCBI's taxonomy places the organism in Eukaryota, Metazoa, Arthropoda, Insecta, Lepidoptera, Crambidae. The record is from RefSeq and is a predicted model, not a curated record. The transcript is spliced from 2 exons.
AUGCGCGCCGCCGAAAUCCUCGGCGGGAAGCUGGCCGCCGCGCGCCACGCCGCCACCGCCGCCGCCGCCGCCGCCGCCUCCACCUCCGCCGCGCCGCCCGCGCCCGCCGCUCGCCCCGAGGUUGCUUUUUUAGAGGAUCCAAAAAACUUAACGAGCCGGUCCAAAAGCACCGCCGCGGCGCUGGCCCGGGAGGAACAGGAGGCGGCGAGUCCCACGCGGGCGGCGAAGGCGCCGACCCCUAGGGCGGAGCCCCGGCGCCGCCGCCGCGCGCCCCGCGCCGCCACGCCCGACGCCUGCUGCGGGCUCGACGGCAUCAGCGUCCGCACCGGCGUCAUCUGCGAGGAGCGGCACACCGAGAUCCUCAACCGCGAGCGCGUCAUCAGCAUCUGCAACAUCGACAAGCACGACCUGGACGACUACCUCAACGAGGGCAGCAGCCAGGAGCACGAGGAGGAGCUGCUGCAGUACUUCCAGACGCGCGACGGCGCGCCCGCGCCCCCGCCCCACCCGCCCGCGCCCCAGCCCGCCGUCGCGCCCGGCGCGGACGACGCCGGCGGGCCUUUUUUAGAGACGAGCCAAGAUCCCCAAGAUGACCACAGUCAGGGUAAGAACGAAAAAAUAUCGCAGCUCCGAGAAUUGUUGGCGAAGAAUCUAAAGAACCAAAGCGGAUCAUCGUCCCAGAAUAUGACGAUCGAUCCGGACGCCCAGCUCGACUCGAGUCAGGAGGAUGCGCAUAAUCAGCAAAAUAUGAAGCUGCCCGUCGUCUCGGAGGGGGCGUUCAAACCGCUCGGGGGGCCCGGCGACGUCGAAGCGGUUAACGGUCCGACCGUGAAUCAAGGCGUCGCUAAUAAUAAGCAUUCGACCGUGCACGAAAACGGGACGUCCCUGUCGUACGUCGGCGACAACUCCGGUCAAAUGUUGCCGUCGGUCGGCGGGACGCCCGUGUACAACGGCCACUGUCACAAUGAGCCGCAAAGCCCGACUUCUAGAACGCAGCAGUACGAUUUCGUACCCAUUUCUGAUGGUUGCCACUCGCCUGGAAAUUUCCAUUCCAAGUCGCCUUUGGGGUUCGGCCAGAGAUGUCAAAGCCCGACCAAAGUGAAUAAACCGAUAAUGAGUAGUUCUUUACAAACGUCGCCUAUUUCUCACAGCACAGCGGCCAGUCCUUUCGUUAGCCCGAGAAACACGCCCGUUCCACGCUCGCGUCUGUGUCCCAGACCUAUACCGAAGCUCAACGGGCGUAAAAGAAGAAAUCCACUGUCGCUAGGAAUGGCUGACCAGUGUCCUAAACAAUUUGCGAUACCCAAUGACCAAAAAUUUAUGAACAAGACGCCCAUGUGCGGGCCGGGCAAGUACUGCCCGUCGCUGCAACCGAUGUCGGCUCCGCCCUCUCCGAAUAUUCUGUCCUCUCAGUACAAAACGCAUUUUCAUUGCGGUAAUUUACCAAAUGGUGCUAAUAAUUUAACUUUAAACUUUUUGCCCAAUGUACCGAUGCGGGAUCACAUGAACGGAGAGCUCACACAACCGCUGUCCGCCGAUCCGUUGUCGAGUGAGGUGAGCCAAUUUUUCCAAGAACCGGUCGUCAACUUCAGAUCGGGUCACGACUCUUUCCGGUCACAAUCGGUGCCGCUCAAACAAGCUAUCAACAACCUAGGAUUGCUGAGUUACAACAACACUCCCGUCGGUUCGGUUCCACCGACGCCCGUUCCCAACGAGUUCUGUGAUUUUGGAUCUUUAGCAGAGACCUGCGAUAUAUCGAAAGCGUGUCUCAAUCCCGAAACGUUAGAUAAGAUAUACAACGCAAUAGACAGCAGCAACGACGUGCUCAACGCGGGCGCAGGACAGACUCUCCUGAAUUCCAACGACACGUUGAGUAACGGUUGUGAUCCGCUGCCGGAACAACAAAUAUUGUCCGACGAACAAUUCAACUCGCUGAUUCCGAGCGGAGACGACCUGCUGGACAGGGGCGCGCAGUUCAACCAGAGCUUCAGCAACGACGCCGCGGCCCCGGACAACGUGGACGACUUUCUCAAACGUUCCAACAGCAUAGAAUUCGAUCUGUCCGAGUUGGAAACCGACAAGAGCAAGUACUACUCGUCGCGAUCCGUGCCGAGCACGCCGCUGCCUUUCAAGAGGGCGGCGCCCAAUCUGCAAAUAGAUUCCUGCCGUUCGAGGGAGCUGUUUCCCGGGGACAACUGUUCGAGCGUGUCCAACGGCUUGUCCUCGAAGUCCGUGCCGUCGACGCCGCAGCUCGUGGAGGACAGGCGGGUGUUCAGCUACAGCAACGGGGACUACCUGAUCAACGGGAACUCCGUGUGCGGCUCCGGCCAGCUGCACGGUAUGAUGGACGGCGAGCAGGGCCUGGCGUCGCCGCUGCACGACAUGCUGCGCGAGGAUAUGCUCAACCCGUUGACGCCUGCGCUCCUGGCCGACCUCGACAAAAUGGACAGCACGCCAUACGUCGACCUCUAGUCAGCCGUUGUCCGUAUCGCCGCUUGUACAUACUAGGUUAACGUUAGUCGUUCGUACGGAUGCCGAAAUGUUGGAUGUCUCUAAAGAGUACAAUGUUUAUGUGUAUGCCUUCAGUGAAGGCUCGAACUGAGCUGUGCGCGCCCGAUUUCGGAUCGCACGCUCCCAAAAUUGAGUCAAUAUGUGCACUGCAAUAUGUGAUAAAAUAUAAAAUCGAUGCGAUUUCAAUUAUUAGAAAGUAAGCAAAAGUAAAUUAAACGUUACUAUGAUGAUGAUUCUGACUUAGACAGAUUGCACGCGAUGCAUUAAAGGGAAAGCGUCUGCAAUAUCAAUAUUAUUAUUACGAUUUGAUUUACUAUGGUUUGUUGUAACGCUUCCGUGGUCUCAGAGCGAUACGAAAAAUUUAUAUGUAAAUAAUUUUCACAGUUGUGAAUUUAAUGGCCCGUCUUGCUCGGAGACCACGGGCUUAUAUUAAUUAGACUAUUAUGUAUUUUACAACUAUUUUAAUACUGUUAUUUACAAAAACUCACACAAUGAGGUUGGAAUUAAUAAAUGUAGCGGGUGUUACUUUGUCUCUCUUUAACAGUAUAAAAAAUGAGCAAAGAGACUUCAGCCGUCGCAUUUCUUAUCCUAACUUUAAUCUGUGCGGAUUGUAUGUGUUAUUACUAUUUUUAUUUUAAACAUUUUAUAUUAUUGACAACUUUUUAACUCUAUCUAUUACAUGAUCAUGGCCCUAAUUUGUUAUUAUAACACAAGCAUUGUUGGUAAAACACCAUGAUUUUUUAUGAUAAUAAUUUACAUACAUGCAUGUAUAUAAUAUUAUUAUUUCCACAUUCCUGUGUAAUCGAUGGUAAAUUUUUUAUUUAUUUAUUAAGAUUUAUUGUGGGCUCGAACAGGAUUUCAUAGUGCUAAAAAUUCAACAAAUGUGUAAAACGUUAGACUAAUUGUGACUGUUCUAUUAAUAUAAUAUCUAACUAUUUAAAUUAUUAUGAUAUAAAUCAAAUAUUGGGGAUCGAGUUUUGGUAUCUUUAGGUGCCAGUCCAGUUUGGACUCCAAACAUGUUGGUUACGUGUUUGUUCACUAGUAGUUUUUUAUUACAAAUGACAAUUGUAGAACAAUUUAAAUGUCUCGAUACCUAAAAUGUAGUGCGUUCUGUUUAUAAAGCAUUUGUCACACUGGUGAUUCGUAGUGAUUAAUGCUCUGAAUGUUUAUAAAAAAAUUAAAAGAGAAGAAUGAGCAUUCGCUUUAUUGGUCUAAACUCUAAUGCAUCUGUAUACGCACAUUCGAUUGAAAUUGAAGAUACAGAAGUCGCAUAUUGAACUGUUAUGUGCCUAAUGACAAUAUGAAAGCUCAUCACAAAUCACAUUGGUAACAUCGAAAUUUUAUAUAUACAUUAUAUAUUUAUAUAUUUCGUAGUGUUACAAUCCAUAGUGAUACUGUAAAUUAGCUGAACAACAGUUCCAUCAACAAAUUGUUACGAUUGUAGCUAUGUAGUAUUUAUCCAGACCAAUGCAGCGUGCCAAGCGCGCUUAGUGAAUAAAUUAAAAUUGAGUUUUAAGAGAAAUAUAAAUAGUGUAUUAUAGUUUAUGAAAAUGAAUUUAUUGUAAGUUAGCACAAAGAUUUAAUAUAUUUUAUUAUCACAUAGAAAUUUUACUGAUAUACUAAAUUUACAUUGAACGCAUGAAAUGCGAAGUGAAAUUUUAAAUCUGCCAAUAUGGCUGCAUUGAUUGAGCUUAGGAGACGAUUCGAAAUAUUAUUUGUUCGUUGUGAAAAGGAGGCCGGCCUUAACUAAUGAAGCGACCGAAACGUAAUAAUCCGUAUCAAUUGCGUUAAAUUGGCAAAUUUCAAAAAGUGGUUUGCUAUGUAAUGUAUUAUUUCCUUACUAAUUCUUAUUGCUGACGGAAAGAUAAUAAUAGUUAAGUUACUAUUUGUCUACUAGACAGCAUUUAUUAGUAAGGGGUAUGUUUUGGAGGGAUACAAGUUACACAGGCAGCUUAUAAUUUACAUUAGAUAUUUAAGUUACUUCUGUAUUUUUCAAACUAAACUCGUGGGUGCACUGUAUGGAGGGAUUCCUCGACCUUAUGUUUAUUCAACUAAAUACGGCGUGAAAAAUGAUGUUCGAAAAAUAACAUAUAUCUAUCUCUUUUCUUAGUAAACAAAAGCCAAAAGGUUCUCUUCUCCACACCUGCGCCCACGCAUCCUGAACCGAAUACAGUCGGCCGGCUUCAUAUUGUGGUCCAAAAGAUAGAUUAGCUCCCAAUAGGGUCCUUAAAUUGUUUUGCAAGCUCGGUUCUGACAAGCGAAAGUGAAAACAUUUGAAUUUUACAGUUCCGUUUUGUAUAAAACAGCGCGGUUGCAAAUAGGACUAAAAUUAUUUAAGACAUUUCUCGAAAGUGCAAUAGAUCUUUGAUGUCUGAAAUGUUUCUCAGUAUAUCGGUGGAUAUUUGGAAAGUAUAUUUACUUUUAUACUAACGUUUUUGAGUUAGUAAACAGACAUUCGCCGACACAAAUCUCUAAAAUGGUAUUCUCUUAUGACGGUCAAUCGAUCACAUUCAAACUUAUUGAUUGGUUGCACUCAUUAUUUAUACAUGAAAUUGAUCUUCAAAUAGUAAUACUAUUAAAAAGUUAAAACUGGAGUUAUGAUAGGAUUUCACACAAAUACCGACCCUAUUAAUAUUUGCACAUUACAUUUAUGGCGUCAUUUACAAUUUAAAAUAUUUCCUCUACCUGUGCCUCGUAAAUGAAUACGAUAAAAGCUUAUUAGAACAUUUGUUAUAACGCUAGUACAAAUAACACACUGAAUCGACAGGGAUAUUGCUAAUGUAAGUGAAACCGAAGACUGUUUUAAAGUUUGUAGAUAUUUUCAACCCAAAAUAAUUCAUUUCAAGAUCACUUUGUCAGAGGGAUGUGACAACGAACGAUUUAAGUGAUCAAUGUUAUAUUAUAAUAUUCCAAUUUGGUACAACUUACCAAAAUCGACUAGUACCUAAUUACUCUUAAGUUGUACAUUUGCUAAGGUACAUUUUCUUAUUGUUAGUAGACAGUAAAGCAACGUGUAAAUAUUUUUAAUGUUUAUUCCAUCUCACAUAACCAAUUAAAAUAGAUAAACCAAUAACAGUCAUUAUGUGUCCAUUAUUGCUAUUAAGAUUGUGAAAAUGUAUGACGAUGUCGACUUAUGCCUGAGGGAACCAUUUUGUAUUUUUUUUAUAAACAGUAAGUUACUAAAUGAACUAAUAUAGCAUCUCAUUUACAAGAUAUAAACACGUUACUGAACAUUAUACAAUGUUAUAAAUAAUGCGCUCUUUAAUAAGACACAAUCUUCUAAGAGUAAACACACUUUGUACCUACACCACAAAUGUGUCAAGCUAUCUUUGAGGAGACAAAUAAAAAAAACUAAUGAAUAAAUAAUGCUUUCACAAAAUAUACAUUGUAUUGUCUUAAUAUUUAAUUUAUGGUUCCCGGUUUCUUUCUAGAUAGUUUGUCAAUUUUUUAGCUAGCAGGAUUGUGUUAAAGUUUUAUACAUAAUCAAUGGUACAACCAUACAUGUACUAUAACUAACUACGAUAACCCUUAUGAAUUUCGAGGGUCUACUAAUCGUAAGUGGACUCUAGUAAUAAUCGAGAUUUGUGUAAAAAAACCUGAAAAAUAGUUAUUGUAAUUUGUAAUCACACAUCACAAUAAUCAUUAACAUAACAAUCAAUGUAUACUUAUAUAAAUGAGUGUUUGAUGUUUUGGAUUAAAUUAACAUUGAAUUAAAUGCACGGAAAAUUAUAAAUAGAUUGUAUUUGUGUUAUAAGAUUUAUUGUUAAUUAUUACAAUAAGAAUUUAAAUGGAACCGACUAUCAGUAACAUAAUGGAGAUUUUUCUUUAGUAAAAUCAAAACAUUGUUGUGUAAAUACAAAUAUGGAAUUUAGAUGUAUUAUAACAUGACACCCUUUAAUUUUAUUACAAAUAUGUUGUUCUGUUAAUUAUUGUUUUUAUUUCUAAAUAUUUUUUAUAAUUGUAUGAUAACAAAAAUAGUUUUUAAUUCUAAUUGUUAAGUGAAGAUAUCCAUGUUGUUGAUUAGUCUUUUAUGGAUGUUGAUUUACACCAUUUGCUAUGCAGUGAUAAUAAAUGGUACCAUAGAAAA